This is a messenger RNA of Plectropomus leopardus (leopard coralgrouper), 2360 nucleotides long. RefSeq names its product pannexin-1-like. NCBI's taxonomy places the organism in Eukaryota, Metazoa, Chordata, Actinopteri, Perciformes, Serranidae. Gene Ontology annotation, cellular component: plasma membrane. Gene Ontology annotation, biological process: monoatomic cation transport; positive regulation of interleukin-1 production; cell-cell signaling. The record is from RefSeq and is a predicted model, not a curated record. Gene Ontology annotation, molecular function: wide pore channel activity.
AUGGCGAUAGCCCACGUAGCCACCGAGUACGUUUUUUCCGACUUUUUGUUGAAGGACCCCUCCACGGAGGCCAAGUACAAAGGGCUGCGUCUGGAGCUGGCCGUGGACAAGAUAGUCACAUUUCUAGCGGUGGGGCUGCCUUUGUUUCUCAUCUCCCUCGCUUUUGCUCAGGAGGUUUCAGUCGGUACCCAGAUCAGCUGCUUUGCUCCUACAAAUUUCUCCUGGAGGCAGGCUGCAUAUGUGGACUCGUUUUGUUGGGCAGCAGUACAGCAACAAGCGGACAGCUCACCACUAUGGCUGCACAAGUUCUUCCCAUACAUCCUGCUCUUACUGGCCGUCCUCAUGUACAUCCCGGCUCUGUUCUGGCGUUUCACCGCAGCUCCGCAUCUCUCCUCCGACCUGAGCUUCAUAAUGGAGGAGCUCGACCGCUUUUACAAUCGUGGCAUCAAACUGGCCAAGAAUCUAGCAUCCAUAGAGAGCAAAGACACAACCGAGGACGCGAACAAAAGUGCUUUGGAUCUGACUGAAAGUUGCUUCAAAUACCCUUUAGUGGAGCAAUAUCUGAAGACCAAGCGCUUUUCUCACCGUCUCGUGGUCAAGUACCUGACAUGUCGAGGCCUGACUCUGCUGAUCCUCCUGCUGGCCUGCGUCUACCUGGGCUACUACAUCCGCCUGGCCUCUUUCACUGACGAGUUUCCCUGUGACCUGCAGACGGGGCUGCUGAGGAACGACAGCACGGUGCCGUCUGCUGUGCAGUGUAAGCUGGUGGCAGUGGGCGUCUUCAGGCUGCUCAGCUACAUAAAUUUGGUUGUUUAUGUGCUUAUCACUCCCCUGGUGGUGUACGCCGCUCUCGGACCUGCUCGCCAGAGCUCCAGCUUCCUCCGGCCUUAUGAGCUGCUGCCGGGCUUUGGUGCUCUGGGUGUGGUCACGCCUUUCUACAACGACCUCAGUAUCUACCUGUUGUUCCUGCAGGAGAAUCUGAGCGAGCUCAAGUCAUUUAAGUGUCUGCAGGUGCUGGAGUUGCUGCAAGAGGCGGGUGAUGAGGGGUUUGACACCAUGUGCCUGCUGCGAACUCUGGGUCAGGUGAAGACUGACGCGUUGGACAGUAAACAGACGUGUUCACGCAAGAACAAAGAAGAAACGGAAACUUCUGCCUUGUAUCCUGAGUGAUUGACCUGGAGAGGAUAAGACGUGCUGUGAUGGAAAAGAAGGACUGUGAAGUAAAUCUGUGCACUUCCUUUUAUCUGGAUUUCUGAUUUCUGUGUUGACCUCCAACAGUAUCAAAAACAUUAAGUGAUUUACAGUCUGCAGUUUGGCCAACAGACAUUUCACCUUUCUGAUGUCUUAAUUGUGAGAACUUCAAAUACUUUUUUUCUGAAAUGAAAUUCUUAUGUUUCUAUUUUUUUCUACGAUACGUGCUACUUUUCUCAGGACCCUAAAUGCCUUCCAAUCAUAAUUUACAAUAUAAGCCAUGUUUCUUGGAUGGAGAUCUGUACAUUAAUUUUUUAGCUGCAAAAGCCUGCUUCCUGCCUUUUAUGUUAGAAUGAGAAAAGUGACUGAAUGAAGGUUUUAGAUGUAUUUAUAUUUGAGGCAGUAUGAUAAUAAGAGUGUAUUAGCGAUUAAUGAAAGCUUAUCCAUCCAUAUAAAUAUGAAUUGUUAGGUGUUAUAAUGCUGCAUUCAAGUGCUCCAUGGAUUGUCCAAUGUCUCGAGGUGGGAAGUUUUUUUUCUAACUUAAGUGUAUUUGUGCUUUUUUAACUAUAGGUCACUCUGCAUGGACAACAACUAACAUUUACAAGCUAAUACCAUAUUACAAAUUAUAUAUGAACAAAAAAUAAUAAGCAAUAUGUGAAUUAACAAAAAGCUUCUGCCAAACAUUCACUUUCAUCCACCAUUUUUCUGUGUAAUAUGACUUCAACUCAGCAUGUUAAAACCAAAAUUUCCCAAAACUCAUUUUUGCAAUUAUUUCAACACCACAUAAAUGCUGGAUAAGAACCACAGUAGCAACUUUGUCUGGACUGAAAAGCAUGUUAUUACUUUUGCGUUCAUGUGCUGUUAACAGCAGGAGGUAUACUGUAUAUGUUGAAUGUAGAACAAGACCGUGUUUUUUUCAAACUGAUGGCGGCUCUGCAUUUGACAUGGACAAUGAAUGAAUAUUCUUAAAGCGUCAAUGUCAAUUGUUGUCGGAGGUAAAGACUUUACACAAUUAAAUCAUGUAGUUGUCAGUUAUAUCUUUAUGUGCCCAGUGCAGACAAGUCAGUGUGAUCAAAUUCCAUUUCACUCCUUAUCAAAUACACUGAUUUCUGAAAAACUUGUGACCAGAAAAUUAGAAACGUCUGUACAAUGCAAUUAAAUGCAAAGAA